AUGACUGAGUUAAGAGUGAUGUUCGCUCGUCUUAGUCUAUUCGAUUAUAGCAGUCUGUUAGCUGAGUUACAAGUUAAACUGACUUGGAUUGGACAUAUUCGAGAAAAGCAGUUAAGGGAUGAGUCUUUGGUUUUGCGAUUUCGUCAGGUUGAGAAUGGCAGUCGAGUUCAUGUACCGAGUAAUUCUGAUCUGAGACAGUCGACUCUGAGGGAGGCGCAUAGUAGCCCUUAUGUUAUACAUCCUUGUGGUAAUAAAAUGUAUCGUGAUCUUCGUGAGCUGUACUGGUGGCUGGGUUUGAAAGGUGAGGUUACAAAUUUUGUUACUCGUUAUCUGACGUGCCAGCAAGUUCAGGCUAAGCACCAAUUGUCUUUGGGUUUGCUACAACCUGUUAAGAUUCCUUUAGGUCUUGAGUUGGUUUUUGACACUAAAGAUAAGGUUAGACUGAUUCAGGAUCAUCUGAAGGCGGCUUCUGAUAGACAGAAGUCUUAUGCAGAUUUGAAAAGGAGAGAUAUCGAGCGGUAUCAAUCUGAUCCAUCUCACAUUGUCUCUGUUGAGGAGAUCAAGGUUAGACUGGAUUUGACUUUUGAGGAGGAGCCCGUUCAAAUUUUGGAUCGUGAUAUUAAGGUUCUGAGGAGGAAGUCAAUCCCGUUGGUUAAGGUUCUGUGGCAAAAUCAUGGUAUUGAGGAAGCCACGUUGGAACCUGAGGACUUGAUGCAUUAG
This is a messenger RNA of Gossypium arboreum, 720 nucleotides long. RefSeq lists its product as uncharacterized. The transcript is spliced from 4 exons. The record is from RefSeq and is a predicted model, not a curated record. Lineage: Eukaryota; Viridiplantae; Streptophyta; Magnoliopsida; Malvales; Malvaceae. Bases 1 to 720 code for a protein of 239 amino acids.